Messenger RNA from Calliphora vicina (urban bluebottle blowfly), 1705 nucleotides. Its product is annotated as jerky protein homolog-like. The transcript is spliced from 3 exons. The record is from RefSeq and is a predicted model, not a curated record. Gene Ontology annotation, molecular function: DNA binding. Bases 19 to 1581 code for a protein of 520 amino acids. Lineage: Eukaryota; Metazoa; Arthropoda; Insecta; Diptera; Calliphoridae. Gene Ontology annotation, cellular component: nucleus.
UCUAACGUAAACAUCAAAAUGAGUACAAGAAAAAGACUCUGUUUAAAAGAUAAAUUAAAAAUUGUAGAUGAUCAUCGAAAUGGUUUACGUGUAACAGAUUUGUAUAAAAAGUAUGGUAUAAAAAAAUCCACAAUUUGUACCAUUUUAAAAUCUAAGGAGAAUCUUCUGAAAAAUGCGGAAACUACAAAUUUUGGGAGCAAAAAUAGAAAGGCUAUUAAACAGGGUGAAUUCCCCAUAAUGGAAAACCGGCUCUUUUCUUGGUUUCAAAGACAGCGGCGUUGUCAUAAUCCCAUAACUGGUGCAAUUUUACAAUUCAAAGCCAAGGAAAUUCAUAAAAAAUUAUAUGGUGGCAAUUUCAAUGCCAGCCACGGGUGGUUGACCAGAUUUAAAAAUAGGUAUGGCAUUCGGCUUUUAAAACAAAGUGGAGAGAAACUUUCGUCAGAUGCACAAGAAGUGGAGCCAUUUAAAAGAAAAUUAAACCAAAUUAUUCUAGAAAAUAACUUGCCGAAAGACGCAAUUUUCAAUGCGGAUGAAACCGGGUUAUUUUGGAAAGUUUUACCUGACAAAACAUAUGUUCAUUCCGGAGAAAGGAGUGCGCCGGGCCGAAAAAUAUCAAAGGAACGAAUCACAGUCUUGGUUUGUAGUAAUGCCAGUGGUUCGAAAAAAAUUAAACCUUUGCUAGUUGGAAAAUCACGAAAUCCUCGUGCAUUUCGGAAUAAAACGUUGCCUGUGGAUUAUACCCACUCGAAAAAUGCUUGGAUGACAUGUACACUAUUCAAAACAUGGUUUUUCAACAAUUUUGUACCCCAGGUAGAAGAGUUUCUAGCACAAAACAAUUUGCCUCUAAAUGCUAUUCUCAUUUUGGAUAAUGCAACCUCUCAUCCUCCUGCAGAGGAAUUGGUAAAACAAACUCAUAGUGGCAAAAUUUGGGCGCAUUAUAUGCCCCCUAAUGUAACCCCAUUGAUCCAACCCAUGGGUCAGAAUGCAAUUCGCUUGCUUAAAUUACAUUAUAAAAACAGUCUAUUGUCUCGACUCUUUUCAACACCGGAGCAAAAUGUAUCCUUGUUUUUAAAGCAAUUUAAUUUAUUUGAAGCAACGAUUACAUUGGCAUCAGCUUGGAAAAGUGUGUCUGAGUCCUCUUUGACAAAAUGCUGGAACAAGAUUUUAAGGGAAAAUGACCACUUUGAUGAAGAAGAUGAUCUCCCUUUAUCUUCGUAUUUACGCCAUGACGAAGAUACUAUUGCAGUUGAAACUGGAGUUCAAUUGUUAAGAUCAAUUUUUCCUACAGUAGACAUAUCAGUAGAUGAUUUAAACAGCUGGGUUGAAAACAUUACCUCACCUGAAGACGUCGAUGAAGAUGAAAUUCAAAAUGAUGAGGAUAUUGUCGAAGCCGAAAACUUAAAUCCAAAAAUAAAUCAUGCGGAUGCAGUCAAACAUUUUGAAGCCUGCAUUAAAUGGACAGAGCAAAAUAAUAUAGAUUACUCAAAAUCAAUGGUUUUAAGAGAGCUUCAAGAAGAGGCUAUUAAAAAGCAAAUUUCCAUACCAAAAAAACAAACAUUGCUAAAUCGUUUUUUUAAAUAGAUUUUUUUACUUUUAUAAAAGAAUUGCCUUUUAUUUAUGUUUUUUGUAUAUGUAACUCUAAAUGUGACAUGAAUUGUUCCUUUUUUGUUUUUGUUAAAUAAAUACAUUUUUUUAUAAAAUAUAC